UUUUUUUUUUGCGCGGUUGCACCCGGAGUGCUAUAAAUGACGGACACUUCCGGCGUCUCUUCCGGCUCGCCCCAUGUCGCGACCGCGGGGCGCGGAGGCCGCACCGGAGGCGGCGCCGGUACCGGGGCCCGGUCCGGGCUCGCCGCGGCCGCUGUUCGGCGGCUGCUGGAGCUGCCGCCUGCUGAGCGGCGCGGGGCUGCUCAUGGCCGCCGUCUGGGUGUACCAGGGGCCGCGGAACGCCAUGAAAAAGGGGAUCGCGCCCUCCAUGGGCGCCAUCGCCCAGAUGACCUUCGCCGCCGGUCUGGCCAGCUGGGCCAUCGUCAUCCUCGCCGACCCCGUGGGACGCUGGCAGCGCCGCGAGCCCUGAGGGGACCCCAAAAACGGCACCGGGACCCAAAAACUGCUCUGAGGACCCCAAAAACAACGAAGGGACCUCAAAAAAGGCACCGGGAACCCCAAACUGGUCUGGGGACCCCAAAAACACCCGGGGGGGCUCCAAAGCUGCUCUGGAGACCCCAAAAACCCCGGGGGCGUCCAAUAAAUCACCAGGACCCCCAAAGCUGCUCUGGGGAGGGGGGCG
Molecule: messenger RNA, 580 nt
Organism: Agelaius phoeniceus (red-winged blackbird)
Lineage: Eukaryota; Metazoa; Chordata; Aves; Passeriformes; Icteridae
Source: RefSeq, a predicted model, not a curated record